Molecule: messenger RNA, 289 nt
Organism: Lolium rigidum
Lineage: Eukaryota; Viridiplantae; Streptophyta; Magnoliopsida; Poales; Poaceae
Exons: 1
Coding region: 77-289 (70 amino acids)
Source: RefSeq, a predicted model, not a curated record
AAUUCCAUUCCAAGCAUUCUCUGCCCAGCCAUUCCAAGCAUCCUGCCCGUUUCAAGGCAUCUAGGGAAGAAGAAGAAUGGGGUUUGUGCUGGUGAUCUCCCUGCCCUUCAUCUUCUUCACCAUCCUGCUCGGCUUCGGCUGCUACUUCCUCGGCAAGCACAGGGGCCGCGAGGAGAUGCGCGCCGGCGUUGGCGCGCAGAUCUACGGCACGCCCCUGCCGCUGCCUGGCGUGGCCGGGAGCUCUCCGGGACCGUACCCGUUGACGAAAGAGGGGCCUGCCAACGUGUGA